AACAGUUUCUCCUUCCGCCUCCUCGUCUUCAGAAAACAAGCAAACAGAAAAACCUGCUUUCUAAAGCUCCUGCAACCAGUCACCAUGGCAAUGAACACCUCAUCCAAAUAUGACAACAUCAACUACAAGACCGUUCAGAUCCAAUCAGGACCUCCCUCUGUCUACCAACUGAUAACAAAACCUGGGCAAAUUGGCAUAAUAAGAAAACUGACUCUUGGUGAGAAAGAUCCAACAAGGAGAAACAAAACCAUCUUGCUUGUGGGCGAGACAGGCUCAGGAAAAUCCACUCUGAUCAAUUUUCUGAUCAACUACGCCAUGGGAGUGGAGUUCGAACAAGAUGUCUGGUAUCAGAUCGUACAGGACGAGAAGAAAAGUCAGUCAGAAAGUCAGACUUCAGACGUGACGGUGUACGAGGUCUUUGGUCUGGAAGAUACAUCUCUGCCCUUCUCUCUGACCAUCAUUGAUACGCCUGGAUUUGGACAUACGGAAGGAACUGAACAAGAUGUCCGCGUCAGCGAAAAACUUUUGGACUUGUUCCGCUCAAGGGACGGAGUUCACGAGAUCGAUGCAGUAUGUCUGGUGGUGAAAGCAACAGACUGUCGACUGAGUGACCACCUGAAGUACGUCUUUGAUUCAGUUGUUUCUCUGUUUGGGAAAGACAUAGAGAGAAACAUUGUAGCCCUCAUCACAAACUCACAGUUCUUCAACCCUGAUAAUGUUCUAGACGCCCUGAAAGAUGCGCAUAUCAUGUGUGCAAAAGACAAGGAUAAUCAGCCUGUUCAUUUCCUAUUUAAUAACGCCCAGAAAACAGAGAAAAAUAAGAAAAAUGAACCUGCUCUGAAGUAUGCUUGGGACUCAACAAAGGAGCAGAUGAGUCAAUUCGCAGAUUUUCUGGAAAGCACCAAACCUCAGGACCUGACAACGACAGUGGAAGUGCUGAAUGCACGGAUCAGACUGAAAGCCUGUAUCCACAACCUGCAAGAGAGGAUUGAGUUUAUUGAGAAGAAACAGAGAGUGAUCCAACAGACUCAUGAAGCCCUGAAGAUACAAGAACAAGACAUGACAGAUAACAAGGACUUUGAGGUAGAGUUUGAUGAGGUCUUCAAAUGUAAAGUAGCGAUCAGUGAGAAACGAUGGUGGGCGUUGGGGUUAAACUAUGGAGGAGCUAUCUGCUGUGAAGUCUGUAAGGAAAACUGUCACCAUCCAUGCACACUGGCCUGGUAUCCAAAACACUGCGAGGUCCUGCAAAACAAAUGCACUGAAUGCAACAUAAAGUGUAAAGUACCAGGCCAUAAGAAGGAGCUCUACUGCACCGUGUGUACUGGGAAGUGUCACGUAUCCAAACAUGUGAAAGAAAAGCAAUGCACUGAAUGUGAGGCUGAGUGCAGCGAUCCAACUCAUCAGAAAACACCCUGGAAAUAUGUGAGCAAGACACGGAAAGUUAAGACGACCAUACAAGAGAUGAAAAACAUGUAUGAAAAGGGUAAAAAAGAAAGUGAGAAGAAAACGAGCCUCUUGGAAACUCUUCAGGAGAACAUAGAAGACCUUCAGGAGGAAAAAGAUCAGUGGCUGGAAGAGUCUUUCGGACAUGUGGUCAAACUGGAUAAGACCGCCCUGCAGGUGCAUUCGAUGUCCACUCAGGUGCACCUGGACUUCCUGAUUAAGAAGAUGAAUGAGAAGCGAGACACGGAGAAGGUCAAGAAACUGGAGGAGAUGCAAAGUAAAAUGGAGAAAGAUAAAAUAGUCCAUCACAAGAGGCGCUAUGUUCCCAGUAUAGAAUUUGAUAACCCUUUUACAUUUUAAAUGUGUAUUUCCUGGAAACAGCAACCUUUGUGGUUUAAUAUUUAAUAACCACUCUAUACUUCACUGUGCACAUUAAGGCCAAAUCAUACUUUCCAUUCCUUUGUGACUCUAAGUGUUCGAUCGCCAUGUCUGAGAGGGUCCACAUGCAGCAUGAAACAAUGAAUUUGUGAAUACGAGGACACCGUUUGUUGGCUAACGUGUUGACUAUAUGCUCUUCUAGCUGGUUUCCAAGAAGUCAAAAGUUAACAAACUGAAUGAUUGUUAGGAAGAGAGGUUGACAUGCCAUCACCAGCAUGAAUAUGAUUUACCUUUAAAGGAUGAAGACAGACAAACUGCGUUGAACUGACAAACAAAAAAACGUGGAUUGAUGAUGGAACAUUUGUAAAAUUGACCAAUACAGACUCUCAAUUGUUGCUCUGGUUUGAA
Molecule: messenger RNA, 2229 nt
Organism: Gymnodraco acuticeps
Lineage: Eukaryota; Metazoa; Chordata; Actinopteri; Perciformes; Bathydraconidae
Exons: 3
Coding region: 85-1803 (572 amino acids)
Molecular function (GO): GTP binding
Source: RefSeq, a predicted model, not a curated record